Molecule: messenger RNA, 1594 nt
Organism: Phyllotreta striolata
Lineage: Eukaryota; Metazoa; Arthropoda; Insecta; Coleoptera; Chrysomelidae
Source: the annotation of a GenBank genome assembly
UUCAGUGGUCGUUCUUCAGUUAUCAAUCGAUUUCUCAAUGAUGAGAUUGUUUAAUUGUUUCUUCAAGUUCCAUAAGUUCGUGGUACUAGCGUUAGUGUUGUUUAUCCUGCUAAAAGAAGCUCAACUCUUCGAGCAAAAGCACAGCUUUGAAACCAGAUACGCCGAAGUGCCGAUAGAUCAUUUGAGCUUCUCAGAUCAACUGGUCACCUUCAAAAUUAGAUAUCUCGUGAGCGCGAAAUACCACGUCAAAGAUGGCCCGAUUUUCGUCUACUUGGGCCACGAAGGCGACAUCACCAUGUACGCCGAAAAUACUGGGUUUUUAUUCGACAUAGCUCCUACUUUCAACGCCCUUCUGGCCUUCAUCGAGCACCGGUAUUACGGGCAAUCUCUACCGUUCGGUAAUAGAACUUUUGCUAGUGCCGAAAACAUGAAAUAUUUAACAACAGCUCAAGCUUUAGAGGACUUUGCGAUGAUCAUUGACGGAUUGAAGAAAGAGUUUUUCGAAAGCGUGACCACAGCUGAAAGUUAUCCUAUUAUCGCAUUCGGCGCUUCGUACGGUGGAAUGUUGUCGGCUUGGUUACGAAUGAAAUAUCCCUUUUCCAUCAUUGGAGCUAUAUCAUCUUCAGCGCCUUUGUUGUACUUGCCGGGCAUAGCGAAUUGCGAGGUUUUCUACGAAAUUGUGACGAACGUAUUCGAAAAAUUUGGUAGGGAACAAUGCGUUAAGACUAUUAAACUUGGUUGGGAUGUUAUUAUUAAUUUAACUAAAACGAAAUUAGGAAUGGAUUUUAUAUCUUCAACCUGGAAAUUAUGUAGAAGAAUUAGGUCCACUGAGGAUGUAGAAAAAUUGCUGGAAUGGUUAACGAGCGUUUACGUAAAAUUAGCGUUAUCUAACUACCACUACCCAACCGAUUUGUACACUCCCCUACCCGCGUACCCGGUCAAGGUUUUCUGCGACAAAUUGACUUCAUCCUUCUUCAACGACACCAAAGGCCUGAUCGAACAAUUCAGUCAAGCGUUGGAGAUUUACACCAACUACUCGGGAAAAUCGGUGUGUAAUAACGUCAAUAGUUCGGUUGAAGAUUUCAACGAAGUCGCCUUCGGUUAUCAACAGUGCACCGAUUUAGUCAUGCCCAAAUGCUCUACAGAAAUCGACAUGUUCAUCACCAAACCUUGGGACUACGACCAAUUCUCUAUGGAGUGCAUGAAGAAGUACGGAGUCAAGAAUUUCUUUCCCUUAUCGCCCCUGAAGGCGUUCGACGCGAAAAGUCUAAAGUAUUACUCUAAUAUUUUAUUCACUAACGGCAACAUGGACCCGUACUCUUGCUGCAGCAUUUCUAGCAACAUUUCUUCGACGAUUUCAGCGUAUAAUAUAAUUGACGCCCCGCACCAUGUUGAUUUGAGAACCGCCGAUGUGGCAGAUAAUAAUUACAUCAUAUCCACCAGGAGGCAAAUCGUCGAAACCAUUAAACAGUGGUUAAAUAUGAUUUGAAUCAAUCCAAUAUUAAAAUGGGUAAAUUUAAAGAAAUGCUUUUAUUAAUAGAUGUGUUAAAGUUAACUUCUUAAUCUAACGAACGCUUUGUAUGUGUAGUAAAUU